This is a messenger RNA of Hemiscyllium ocellatum (epaulette shark), 4581 nucleotides long. Its product is annotated as phospholipid scramblase 2-like. Gene Ontology annotation, biological process: plasma membrane phospholipid scrambling. Lineage: Eukaryota; Metazoa; Chordata; Chondrichthyes; Orectolobiformes; Hemiscylliidae. The transcript has 8 exons. Bases 337 to 1302 code for a protein of 321 amino acids. Gene Ontology annotation, cellular component: plasma membrane. Gene Ontology annotation, molecular function: phospholipid scramblase activity. The record is from RefSeq and is a predicted model, not a curated record.
AGGGAGGAGAGAGAGAGAGGGAGGAGAGAGGAAAGGCAGGAGGGAAUAGAGAGAGAGAGGGGGAGGAGAGAGGAAAGGCAGGAGGGAAUAGAGAGAGAGAGAGAGAGAGGUGAAGUACAGCGAGACUGGGAAGAAACGAAACCACCCACAACUCUGUCACUCCUCUGGGAGCAGAGUGAGAGGAGGAAGUUUCGGGAACAAAAAGACUUGCCUUUUCCUCUCUCUUUGUAGAGAGAGAGAGAGAGAGAGAGUCUCCCAGCUGCAGCUGAUGUUCAACAGCCAGCUGCUCCUGUCCUGAAUGUUCCUGAGGCCAGAAAGAGGGUCUAAAACAGUCUAAUGUCCGCACCAGGUUACCCGACCGGGCCUUCCACCUACCCCUCCCCCCAGGCCCCCCCGUACCCUGUGUCGCCAUAUGGCUACGGCCCUACCCCCGGACCCCCAGGGCACGAUGCUCCUCCCCUCGGCUUCAUGCCCCACCCCCAGCCCAACAUGCCCCCUCACCCCAUCAGCCCACCGGCCCCUUACAGUGUCCCGGGAGUUCCUGCCCCACCCACGGCCGCCCACCGCAGGCACCCUGAGGAGGAACCUGGCAUCAUUCACAGCCCUCUGAUCGGCGGGUCAGGUGCCAACCGGGAACUGGACUAUCUGGCACAGAUCGAUCAGAUCCUCAUCCAUCAGAAAGUCGAGGUGGUGGAAGCUCUGUUCAGCUUUGAGACCAAGAACAAGUACGUGGUGAAGAACAGCAUGGGCCAGAGGAUCUACAGCGCCAAGGAGAAGAGUGACUGCUGCACCCGCAACUGCUGCGGCUCCCUCCGCUUCUUCCAGAUGAAGCUGCUGGACCACCAGGACCGGGAGGUCAUCCACUUGGUCAGGCCUUUCCGCUGCGCCAGCUGCUGGUUCCCCUGCUGCCUCCAGGAGAUGGAGGUGCAGUCACCGCCCGGCAACACCAUCGGCUACGUGACCCAGACGUGGCACCCGUUCCUGCCGAAGUUCUCCGUCCAGGACGUGGAGCGGGAGACGGUGCUGAGGAUCGUGGGACCCUGCUUCGCCUGUAACUGCUGCGGGGACAUCAACUUCGAGGUGAAGCCUCCUGAUGAAUCCCGGAGUAUUGGUCGGAUCAGUAAACAGUGGAGUGGCAUUGCCAAGGAGGUGCUGACCGAUGCUGAUAACUUUGGGGUGCAGUUCCCCAUGGACCUCAACGUCAAGUUGAAAGCCUCACUCAUUGGAGCGUGCUUCCUCAUCGAUUUCAUGUUUUUCGAGCGAGGGAAGAGCCGUAAACAGCGAGACGGGGUGUGGCAGUAAGUCAGCGUCGAGCGGCCAAGGAGAGACGCGUUGGAGGCCGCCAGGGGUGGGGGGGGGGGUGGGGGCUCGAGAAAUUUCCCGGCCGUCCCGUGAAAUUCCUGCUGUUCCCCCCCACCAAAACCCCACCCUCCCCCCUCUCUCUGUCGGAGGUGGAAAAGGAACGAGCGGGCGAUCACCAGGACCGACGUAACCUCACCCCAGGGGGGGGGGGGAGGAGGUGGGGGGUGAGGGAACGGGAAACGCCAAGUGUUCCCCUGAGACUCAAACCGUUGUCAAUAGGGCACAGAUGUUCCGAAUGUUGCCAUCCCGCGCUCUCCCUGAGCCACGCCUUUGAAGGUUGUCCGAGGAAAUCCUUACACCCGCGCACUUCUGUCCCGGAGCACCGUCACUCCUGCCCCUGAGCCAGGAACCAAACGCCCCUUCUACAUUAAAGCUGACUCUCAAGGUGUGGAACGAAUGAACGAGCGACCUCUGACCCGGGAGAAAUCCGGACACCGACCUGGGGGCAACGUCCGAGCGAGGUGUUCUGCUCCUCCAGGAAAAUCGCAAUUCCGACAGGGAAGAUUGGGAAAGCAUGCCCUCUUUAUGGGCAAUUAUUAUAGUCUCGAUCUGAGUGAGGGUUAAUCAUUGCAGAACUGUGCAGAUCACUGAUUGGACAGUGGGAUCUCCCUGUCACUCUGCAGAUCCCUGAUUGGAUAGUGGAUCGCCCUGUCACUGUGGAGAUCACUGAUUGGAUAGUGGGAUCUCCCUGUCACUGUGUGGAUCCCUGAUUGGGUAAUGGGAUCUCCCUGUCACUGUGCAGAUCACUGAUUGGAUAGUGGGAUCUCCCUGUCACUGUGCAGAUCCCUGAUUGGGUAAUGGGAUCUCCCUGUCACUGUGCAGAUCACUGAUUGGAUAGUGGGAUCUCCCUGUCACUGUGCAGAUCACUGAUUGGAUGGUGGGAUCUCUCUGUCACUGUGCAGAUAACUGAUUGGAUGGUGGGAUCAGGGAUUGCCCCCUAUCUCCUGUUUAUUAAAGCCGGGCAGGUGUAUAGGCCCCUGGCCCAGUGUCUCCCUGACACAGUGAGGUAAUGAGUGAGUGAGUGAGUAGGCCUCAGCAGCGCCUGGGAACUGUGCGAGGUCAGAACGGUGUGGGGGCGGGAGAGACCGAGGGGAGGAGGGAGGUCAGUGAGCCCCAGGGGACGGAGGACAGAAGUGAGGGAGGGAAACUGGGAGAGGUUUGAGGGAAGUAAAAAGCGGGAGGAUGUUGUGGCCGUGGGCCUAGGAGCGAGAGCUGCCAUUGUUUGGGAGCGCCGCUCCAUGAGCCCUCCAGUGGGAGUGAGGCAUGAUGGGGGAACAGUCGUUUCCAUGGCGGGAAGCCAUCUUGGAAUUAUCCAAUCUUUUGGCAACGGACGUUUGCCAGGCUGUUCCGUGAUUCCCCCUAUCCUGGACAACCACGGAGUGGGAUGGAGGGGGCCUGCGCCUCUCGGGGUGCAGUCCGAAGGUGGAGGGGAGGCAAUAAGUGGCCCGGGAGAGAGGAGGGGGUGAAACUGGAAGUGAGACUUGACACCUUGGCGUGGCCAUUCGUGGUAACUACCCGCCAACAGACGGCAGUUGGAUGUACCCCCCUCUGGUUGGAAAGGGAUGGCUUCAUCCCAUGAGUGGCCCUCCCUCGCUUUCCAUCCCCUCACCCCCCCACUCCCCUCACUGCCCCCAAACCAUCACAGAACGCCAGACCACUCCUUCCCCUCGAACAGCACUCUCUUCCCGCAAUCCCGUCCUGGGAUAAUCCCGUCGGCUACAGUUUCCACAACUUUGCAACCAAAGAGUUCAAAGGACUUUGAAUCAGCAGAGAUCCACGGCGUAGGGAAAGGCCCUUCGGCCCAUCGCUGACACUCCGAUCAGAAACAGCCACCUCCCCAUGCCAAUCCUAUUUCCCAGCUCUCGGCCCAUAGCCCUGGCAUCGCAAAUGCCCGUCAAAAUACUUCCUAAAUCUCAUGAGAGUUUCUGCCUGUACCAGGCAGAUUUACCAGAAACCUCUUUUUUUUAAUGUCUUCCACAUGGUAAGGUCCUAGGGAGUGUUGCUGAACAAAGAGACCUUGGAGUGCAGGUUCAUAGCUCCUAGAAAGUGGAGUCGCAGGUAGAUAGGAUAGUGAAGAAGGUGUUUGGUAUGCUUUCCUUUAUUGGUCAGAGUAUUGAGUACAGGAGUUGGGAGGUCAUGUUGCAGCUGUACAGGACAUUGGUUAGGCCACUGUUGGAAUAUUGGGUGCAAUUCCGGUCUCCUUCCUAUCGGAAAGAUGUUGAGAAAUGGUUCAGAAAAGAUUUACAAGAAUGUUGCCAGGGUUGGAGGGUUUGAGCUACAGGGAGAGGCUGAACAGGCUGGGGCUGUUUUCCCUGGAGCGUCAGAGGCUGAGGGGUGACCUUAUAGAGGUUUACAAAAUUAUGAGGGGCAUGGAUAGGGUAAAUAGACAAAGUCUUUUCCCUGGGGUGGGGGAGUCCAGAACUAGAGGGCAUAGGUUUAGGGUGAGAGGGGAAAGAUAUAAAAGGGACCUAAGGGGCAACAUUUUCACCCAGAGGGUGGUACGUGUAUGGAAUGAGCUGCCAGAGGAUGUGGUGGAGGCUGGUACAAUUACAACAUUUAAGAGGCAUCUGGAUGGGUAUAUGAAUAGGAAGGGUUUGGAGGGAUAUGGGCCGGGUGCUGGCAGGUGGGACUAGAUUGGGUUGAGAUACCUGGUCGGAAUGGACGGGUUGGGCCGAAGGGCCUGUUUCCAUGCUGUACAUCUCUGUGACUCUGCAUGUGCCGAUGUACACAUGCAGAGGAGGGCCGUCCUUUCGGUCCAUCUAGCCAUUCUAGAAGAUGGUGGGUUGGUCUGCUUAACUUCCCUCUCUGCACAGCUUACCCCACCUCCCACUACCCCCAGUCCCAACGUCAAUUCUAACCAGGAGCAGUUGGGGCCUGAAGGGCCUGUUUCUGUGCUGUCUGAUUCCCCCACCCCCCUGAGGCUGUGGGGUCUGGAGUCUGACAACUCUUGAGAGUGAACCUCUCCCCCUCCCCCAUCUGUGCCCUCAGAUCGGUGACCCCUCCCCCCAUAGUUGUGAGACAGUGUUUCCGCACCCAUCCCCCUUCCUUAAUUCUGGGCCUUGGCUGGGCGUCCCCUCUCGACAGUUGACCCCAAGGUUAAAGGUCAAAUUCUCGCUCUGUUCGUUACCUCCCAAUCAAUGAUUGAGGUGAUGAGGGGGGAAGGGGGGGGAAUGUGUUUCAAGCAGGGAGUAGCUGAGGCUUGGAUUCCGGCUGGGAAUA